Molecule: messenger RNA, 3768 nt
Organism: Solenopsis invicta (red fire ant)
Lineage: Eukaryota; Metazoa; Arthropoda; Insecta; Hymenoptera; Formicidae
Gene: Cnb
Exons: 8
Coding region: 338-3598 (1086 amino acids)
Biological process (GO): centrosome separation; mitotic cytokinetic process; regulation of cilium assembly
Cellular component (GO): centrosome; centriole
Source: RefSeq, a predicted model, not a curated record
UGGUGUCAUUCAAGUUUGUUUACAAAAUGUCGGAGCUCUGUAUAUUUUCGUGAUGCAGCUUGUUGUCGGUGGACUGGAAAUGAUUAAUGGUAUAUAAGUGUUACUCAGACGCGCAAUAAACGAUUCGUGUUACUAGUACUACUUUUUACGUAGAUACACGUUGCUGGAAAUUGAACAUAACCUAACCGGUAUGGCGCGUCCGCGGACUACUGCUUCUCUGUAAACAUCAAUGACGCCAAUGACGGAACGCUUUAUAAGUGCUUUGCAAACAUCGAUUGACUCCGUGAUAGUCGCUUAAUAAUUUGCUACCAGUGGCAGAUAAUUGUUUAGAUGGAUAAUGAGCGAGUCCGAUGACACAGAUGUUUUGCUCCUGAUCCCGCCCGAUAUAUUUCACGUACCAUCUUCCGAUUCGGACUCGUGCUCGAGCACUCGCGCUAGAACGGAUUGCAGCAAGACCGGCGUGAUCUCAGAGCUAGUGGGGCAUAUGCAAUCAUUGGAGUCCCGCGUCUCCGCGAUUGAAUCCAGAGACAAUAGCUUAGACGUCUCUGCGCCGAACAGUCUGCUUAACGAUUCUCAGCCAAUCCACGACGGUGGUGCGUCCUAUCCUUAUCAACGGCAGACUCUACCCAGAACUAGGUUCUCCGUAAGUCAAGGCGCCAGCUUACAAAAUACUCCUGUGAAGCCACGUAAAUCUCUGUCCGUUCCUUCCACUCCCAAUGGGUAUUCGUCGCAGAGCUGUACUAACUUCUCAAAGAAUGAUGUGAAGUCUGGAUGCCAUCCUUUGACAGCUACUACCUCUAAUUUGACUAAUACUAACACUCUUGCUCGGGCCAAGCAUGACGCUCUAACUUUGUACUCUGAUUCCUUUGUGGUAUCUCCUACUUCCUGUGGUACUGGGCUCUCGCAUGCCAUUGUUAUGUCUGGAAAGAAGGACACUUAUUCGUCUCCUCAACCAAAUGAUCGUUCUACGAGUAACUUGUAUUGUAAACCAUACAAUUCCUCACAUUCAACAGUACCUGUGUCAAAUUCAUCUAAUGCAUCGAUAGGUCAGCUGCUACAAACUCAUCCUAAAAUAGUACAGGAGAUGGAACUGUCGGAGGUUGAUGAGUUGCUUCAGGAAAUGGAAGCUACUGAAUUAGAAUUAUCAAAAAGAAUAAAUAAUACUAGCAAUUAUCAAUAUCGCAAUGAGCUGCUUCAUCCAAUAUUAUCGAUUCAAACUGGUGAUAAUACAAGAAGUCCAGAAAAGGAGGCGCAAUAUAAACUUGCGCAUCGUAAAUUAGAUUUUCAGUUAUGUGAAAAUAAAGAUAGCCAACUUACUGACGCUAUGUCAGCCAUUUCUCAAAAGAGAAUGAACAAUGCAUUCCCUGAUAUAUCAUUGCCAUAUAAUGAUUCAUUCCAACUAAAUGAGACUGACAAAAUAAUUUCUGAAUUUAAAACAUGGGAACGAAACGUUCAGCAGCCUGUUAUAAAAUCAAAUGGAUGUACAAUAGAAAAUGUAAAAAAUAUAGAUCAUUCAUUUAAUAUGUCAGCCAUGAUUGACACUAUUAAACCAAAAGAAUCAGUGCCAGAACCGAAUGUUCUAAUAACAGACGAAACUAAUAUAAAUGGUGCAUGUACUCAAUCAAAGUCCUCCAUUAUAAGUACAGGUCCUGUAUCACAUAUUAAUGAGUCAGCUAAACUUUCUAGUAUGAUUCCACCAAAAACUGUACAACGUAGUAAUACAGAAUCUUUAGAUUUUUGUCAAACAUCACAGCAUAAUGAAAAUUUACACAAUAUAGAAAAAUCUGAUUUUGGCAAAAGUAUUAUGCACGUUGGAACAAAUACUGAUCUUCAUUUAAGAAAAUGUCAACGAUUUUUAUCACUUUCGGAUUUCUGGGAUUCUAAUCCAACCAGAUCGCGAGAAGAAACACUUAGGAUUAAGAUAGAAGAAGAGAAAUUCCGUAGAGAGCAUUGCGAGCAUCUAAUUCAAGAACUUCAGAAACGUUUGCUGGAACAACAAGAAAAAGUGGCUGUAGCGGUUAGAGUUGACAAUGAAAAAAAUGUUUUGAUAUCUCAAUUUCAAACAUCUUGGGCUAAAUUAAAGCAACAAGUUGAAAUAUUAGAAGUUGAACACAAAAAUUCACAGACUAAUUUGCAAUACAUCACAGAAAAACAUCAAUCUGAGAUUUCAGAGCUCCAAAUUCAAAUCAAACGGUUGGAGGGAGAAUUAUCGAAAGCUCUAGACUUGGCAGCUGGAUAUAAAGAGAAGAGUGACAUUAUGAUCAAAGAGAAAGUUGAUGUACUAAAAUCUCAUGCAGAUGAAUUAGAAAGUUAUAAAUCAUUGGUUCAAGAAGCAGAAAAUAGGUAUGAACAAAUGAAGAUGGAAUUCAACAAACUGUUAGAGAAGAAUCAAAAAAGUGAAGAGACAUUGAGGACCGUUCAAUCAGAAUUGAAUAAAGAACGUUUGAGAGGAGGUGAGGUGCGAAAUGAGAUGGGUGUUAUUCAUAAAGCACUAGAUACUUGUGAAGCUGAAUUGACAGUGCUGAAACAAGAAAAAGAGAAUUUACAGCUGAAACUCAAAGAAGAGAUAAACAGAAAUUCUAUUUUAGAACAGAAGAAUUCAUCGUUGCUUGUAUCUAUUGACAAUGCUAAGAAAGCAGAGAAAUUAGCUAAAGAUGAAACCAAAUCUAUUGUGGAGCAAAGGGAAAAAAUUAGAGCGGAAUUACAAGAAGUUUAUCAGAAACAAGUUGAUGAAGUGGUAAAAGCAAAAUUGCAAGAAUUUCAAAUGCAGCUUGACAAUGCUGAAUCAGAAUUUUUAGAGGAAUUAAAAACAAGACAGCAAGUUAUAGCUGAAUGCGCUGCCAGAAAGAUAAAGGAUGUUAUCGAUAAACAUCGUUUGGAGAUAAAUUUGUUAGAGGAAAAACAUAAAGAAGAGAAACGAUUAUAUGAACUGCAAUUAGCUCAAGCUUUGCAGAGAUCGUCUAUAUUAGAAACGCAAUUGAAUUCUCAACGCGCAACAAAAUCUCAACUUGCGGAACAAUUGCAUUCCGUUAUGCAAAAACAAUGGCAACAGGCUCUGCAUAUUAUAUCAGGCAGUAACGUUGAUAAUAUUGCUUCGAUUCAAAAAAUUCACGCAGACAAAUAUUUUGACCUUAAAGGUCCUAAAAAAUCUGAAUCAAUGCCAAAUUGUUACGCCAAACUUUCUCAGGAAUCGAUAAAACAUAUGGCUCAACCAUUAGAGGCACAUAAUUUGAUUAAUGUACGAUCUCUUGAAGAUCAAAACGAAAGUGUGAUGACAAUAAAUUCUAUCGAAAAUUUGCCUUUAACUAGUAAAAGUGAAUCAAAGGAUGAUCUUCGAAAAUAUGUAAAAAUGAUUGCAGAAAUGCAAUUAGCAAAAGAGGAUAAAGAUUCAAAUCCUAGAAGCAGUAUUUCGAGUCCACCUUUAGGAUGCAGAGAGGUACCGCGGAAACAUUACUUAAAAAAGGACUUAAGUAUGAGUGAAGAUAGCGCCAUGUGGCAACCAAGUUCCGAGACUAUGCAUGAUAUUAGUGAACAUAUACCACUUCCACAAAAAAUGCUUUCCAAAAUAGACCAGAAGAACAAACCUCCUUGGAAAUGACAUAUGAUACAUGAUGAUGAUAUUGAAGGCGUGGACGAGCUUGAUCAUGGCAACUUAAUUCGGUACAGUGUACUUAAUUAGCAGUAAUAAGUUUUAUAUGAAACAAAUAUCAAUAUAUAUUUUUUAUCGAGAAGAAAAUUAAAUAAAAUUUUUUUUAUAUAUUCCAUUAA